This is a messenger RNA of Actinia tenebrosa (Australian red waratah sea anemone), 3411 nucleotides long. RefSeq names its product max dimerization protein 1. Lineage: Eukaryota; Metazoa; Cnidaria; Anthozoa; Actiniaria; Actiniidae. The record is from RefSeq and is a predicted model, not a curated record. Gene Ontology annotation, molecular function: RNA polymerase II cis-regulatory region sequence-specific DNA binding; protein dimerization activity; DNA-binding transcription factor activity, RNA polymerase II-specific. Gene Ontology annotation, biological process: regulation of transcription by RNA polymerase II.
CACACUGUUGUUUUCAUUUUCACAUAAACAGUAUUUACGAUCUGCUGCAUCUACAGAAUAAUUUUUCUUUCGGAAAUUUCGCUGGUUUUGGGGCUUUUUCUUCUUCGAAAAUCAUGAUGAAUAACAUUGAGCAACUUCUAGAAGCUGCUAAGAUCCUAGAGAAAAGAGAUGAAGCCAAGAAAAGAUGCUCUACUCCUAUUAAAAUGGUAAAAAAGACUACAAGAAGAUCGCCAAGUUACAGUCGGACAACACACAACCAGCUGGAAAAAAAUCGACGAGCACAUUUAAGGGACUGUUUGGAACUUCUGAAAGAUCUUGUCCCGUCACCGCCAGAACAUCAAAAGGCGACCACAUUAGCUCUUCUACAGAGCGCACAACAAUAUAUAAAGGUUCUACAGUCCUCAGAAAGAGAGGCUAUUGAAUCAAAGAAAAAAUUAGCGCAGGAACAGAUGUUUCUGCGACGAAAACUUCUUCUCCUUAAAGGAGAUAGUGAACUUAAAAGACCGAGGAGCUCCGAAGGAGACUCAACGACAAGUGAAGAAAUUGAUGUAGAAAAUGACGAAGAAACGGGAUAUGCAAGUGGGGAAUCUGACGACAUAUAUAGUACUGCAAGCAUUGCUAGCGAGGGCAGUGAAGGUGAUCUAAUGGUAAAUACAAGAAUAGGAAUCCAAGUAUCAUAAAGUUUUGCUAAUGGCAAAACUCAAGUUUCAGGGUUAGGAAUUCAUAACUUCACUCAUGUUUGCUUUCUUUUUUUUUCUUACUAGUAAUUUGUAUUAGUAAUUUGUUAGUUGAAGUGGUUAUAAUCAUUCUUGUUGGUUUGCAAAGGUUAGUGUUUAGUGUUUACACAGUUUUAGCUCGUGAGAUUCAUUUUGACCAUCAAGACUUUCCGUAUUAUGUUUUAAGAUUGUUUACCAUCGCUAAUUUUUUAAUCCAAAUUUUAUUUUCAAGACGUAAUCACCUAUUUUCACUAGUCUCUAAGUAUAGCCAUAUUAGAAAUUUUUAAAGUUCUCUAGCUAUAGUCAUUUGCCAAGCAAGUAACACUCUUCAUUCAGCCAGAAAUUUAAAAUUACUGUUAAAUCGCCUUUAAAUCAUGUUCAAAGACUUAAAGUUUCURAACAGUUCAUUUGUUUUCCAAAAGCCUGGCAGCAAUUUGGACAAAAUUACAAACUAAAAAGUUCUGUUUUCUUCGUACUUGAGCUUGAAAAGUUUGAGUCUUGGAAGACAGGUAUUAAUUAUUGUUAUAUGAAUACAUGCAGAGUUUUAAUUAUAUUGCCUUUCAUGUAUUGCCGAGGUGAGAAACUCCUUUUCAUGUGAUUUUUUGCAUUGUUAAGUGGAAGAAGUUCUUUGUUUUUCUGAUAGAGCACAAAGGGUGCUUUUACAAAGCAUAUCGUUGUCAGAUGUGAAUAUAAAAUGGUAUAGAUGUGUAGCAAGGGUGUGGAAGCAAAGUCAGAACUGGUAGUUGUAAUAAGAAUAGAAAAUCUUACUUUCUGGGACUUGGUGUGAGUUGAUUGAGAUGGGAAAUUCAAGGUGAGGUAAGCUGUGAUUGUGGUGUGGGUUGUGAAGUUCAGUAAGAUUUAAACAAAGAAAUUAACGAUAUUUAAAGUAAUAUGUACAGUGUACCAUGAUCAUGUGUAUAAGAGUUGUAAAAAAGUGAAAUCAAUGUAUCAAUUAUACAUAUAUAUAUAAAUAUAUAUUAAUGCUAUACAUAAUCGACAAAGGUCCUAGUAGACGUAUCCAUAUUUUAACACGUAAUCCAUACCUAAGGGAAAUAUUGUCAAUACCAAAGCAAAUCAAUAGACUAUCAAAAUCAUAAUAGAACAUAACUUCAUUAGUAUUCUCCUGACCUUGGACAAAGUCAUUCUUGUGUGCAAAUAGAUUUUUUCCGUAAAUGCUGUCACAAUAAUGCAUCAUAGGAUUGAAAUGCAGACAAGCCAAGCCAAGUGCACAUGUUGACAUGCUGCAACAUUGUAGUCUUGUUGUUUCUGAUUCCUGGAAGAACUAUGGUUUUUUGACUGAUAUUCUUCUUUAUUUUCAUGUAAUCAAGCCUUUUUUUGCAAUGUUUGUCUGCAUUUGGAUCAUACAAAGCUUUGCAAUUAUAUCUAUUUUUAGUAACCAUAAAAAAUGCUAUWAUGUUUAAAAGGGAAACAAGUGUCUAUGAAAUCUGCAUCAAAAAUGUGGGGGAAAUUAUSGAAUACCCUGAUGAAACGAGCUAUAAAAGAUGGCUGAUGAAUGUGGAGCAUUUGCAGGUCAUCAUACGAAUAAUAAAAUAUCAGUGGUUUCUUUGAUUUGACUAUAAUUUUGAUGUGCAUUACAUCUUAUCACUUGUUGGACAAAUCCUGAAAUUCAGCCAAGGGAAUCUGCAAGCCACCCUUCACAAAUCAAGGUUGCUAACACUUGCAGCUCCGCAUGGCUAGUUCUUUUAAAGGCUUUUUUUGGACUAUUUUUGAAACGAGGUUCAAAAGUUGCACUCUAGUUUGGCCAGCACUGGGGAUAUAUAUCCAGUGCCAAGACCUGUAUUCUGUCAUGUUUUGGCUUUAUGCUUUAUGCUUUAUGCUUCCAGUCACUUCUAUCUUUCAUAAUUAAAAUAGCUGUUUUAAAGAAAACUCCAAGAUUGCUGCUGCUGCUGAUAACUGCAGUUAUAUCUAGACGUAAUAGGCACCUUUAAAAUACUAAUACUUUUGUAUCUAAAGCAUGAAAUCAAGCAGCAAAAACUUCUAUUUUAUAUCAAAGCUGACCUUGCUCUUUGCUUUGCCAAUGGAGGUGAUACCUCCUCGUUUCUGUGAAAUUACUUGUAGCAUACAUAGUUCMGAUAUCAUCCACUGGCAUUCUAACCUAAGAUUACCAAGCCUAUGUGAUGGUGUCUUAAAAUCAAUGGCUAGCUUAGCUAAGCRUAGUAGAAAUAUUGGAUAAACCUGGGCAUAUGAUUAAGUAUAUUCUCAUUAUUUUACUUACUAUUUUACUAAGUAACAUCAACUAGGACUUUUAAUUGUCUCGAGGUUUAUCUAAAUGACACUACAACUUUCCAGCCUAAUGAAACUACGACUUUCCUACCUAUCUUAAAAUACAUAAAGCUCAUUCAUAUGAUAUGCUUGCACCAACCAUUCCAUAUUACAUCAUUUUUCCUCUAACUUGUGAAAGUUGUCAUUUCUACCAUUUUUGAAAAAUUACUUCUAAAUUUUGUUCACAAUUGAUUUUUUGCACAAGAUAAUUUAAACAGUGAUUUAGUUUAGUUUAAUAAUCCUGAUAGUAUUAUCUAAAGUGUAGCAGACACUGUCAAUUAUCCUUUCCAAUGAUUAUUUGUAGAAAAAACUUGCUAGUUAUCAAAUACUCCAGUUUCAAGACUUGAAAUAACUUAGUUAUCUUUGCUCAUCCUUAGUCUCAGUUGUGCAUUAUAAUAUUCAGCUAUUCAAC